Dromaius novaehollandiae (emu) is the source of this 1515-nucleotide messenger RNA. RefSeq lists its product as uncharacterized. NCBI's taxonomy places the organism in Eukaryota, Metazoa, Chordata, Aves, Casuariiformes, Dromaiidae. The coding region runs from base 55 to 1179 and encodes 374 amino acids. The record is from RefSeq and is a predicted model, not a curated record. The transcript is spliced from 2 exons.
CCCGCGGCGGCGGCGGCGGGCCGCGGCCCCGGCGCCCCGCGGCGGCGGCGGAGGAUGGCCGAGGACUCGCCCAAGCGGCGCAAGGCCAACUUCAACGAGGCGGAGACGGAGGUGCUGAUCGAGCAGGUGCUGAAGCACGAGCAGCUGCUGUUCGCGGCGGGGCCGGGCCGCGCCUCGCCGGGCCAGAAGCGCCGGGUGUGGGAGCUGAUCCGCCACAAGGUGAACCCGGUGGCCGCCUGCCCCCGCGACGUGGAGGACCUCAAGAAGCGCUGGCGGGACCUGAAGCGCCGCGACCGCAGCAAGCUGUGCCGCCUCUCGCAGGGCUGCGGGCCGCCGGGCCCCGCCGCCCUCGGCCUCGGCCUCCUGCUGGCGCCCGAGGAGCUGCCGCCCGCCGCCGCGCCGCCCGAGCACCGCCACCUCCCGCGCGGCGGCUGCGGCGCCCUGCUGCCCGCCGAGGCGGUGCCCAUCGUGGGCGGCAUCGACACGCUGGAGCUGCCCGGCGCCGCCGUGGGCGACAUGGGAUUUAACAAUGAUCCUGGCCCAUCUCAUCAAUCCGGUCUUGAGAAGAUGAACUUAAAAGAAGAAAUAGUAGUGAAAGUGGUAGAGCCAGAAGAAAGCUCUGAGGACAUGGCGGUGGUUCCACCUAGCCAGGAACAACUGCCUUUUCUUGGGACAAUGGGUGGUGGUUCCUCUGGGAAAGUAAAAGCCAAAACAAAAGGCAGGUCCCAGGCAGACCAAAAUGAAAUUACUGAAGAGGACCUAGUGCAGAUUCAGCAGACCCAGAUGCAGGUGAUCCAGUCUGGCUUUGACAGUGUCAACCACAAUCUUCGGCUACUGCAGCAAGGCAUGCAAGAUCUCAGCAACAGCCUCAGCAUCAUGGCACAUACACUUGUUGCUAUCAAAAAUGUCUAUGUGAAAAACAACACUGGCCCAACCACGUACGCCACCACCUCAACUCAGACCACGGCUGGGUACCUGAGCCCGGGUUCUCCCCACGUCUCCCCGGCCGAGGACAGGGGGAGAGUGCAGGUGGCUGGAGGCAGCAGCAGAAGCAGCAGCUGCAGUUCCAGUUCCAUGUCGCAGGAACCGGGUCCUUCAGAGUUUCCUAGACCUCCCCUGAGAACCAUAAAGAAAGAACAUCCAAAUGGCUGCUACUACUUCUGCUUUGCAGAUGUGUAAAAACUUGAAUAUAUGUAAAGUGACUGUGGUGUUAGGUGCUGUUGUAUGUUCUGCUCCGGCCUGUGACUUUGAAGGAGCAAAGUGGACUAGCCUCCCGCAUUUUUCCCAGUGGGAAACAUUUCACUAUAGGUGGCAUUAAACACUAAUUACCAGUCUCCUGUUUGUUAACUCUGUUGCAGUUGGCUAAUGUUUUUCUUCUCUUCUCUUUACCCUCUUACUCUCUUUUAAAAAAAAAAAAAUCAGAUUUUAUUUUGACUAAGACUCUUGUCUGUAUCAUCCUUUGUUUAAUGUGACCUUUUGAAAAAUAAAAGGCAUGAGAGUGGGGUGAAAAAGUAA